This is a messenger RNA of Pseudogymnoascus verrucosus, 689 nucleotides long. RefSeq lists its product as uncharacterized. Gene Ontology annotation, molecular function: structural constituent of ribosome. The record is from RefSeq and is a predicted model, not a curated record. Gene Ontology annotation, cellular component: ribosome; cytosolic small ribosomal subunit. Gene Ontology annotation, biological process: translation. The coding region runs from base 88 to 573 and encodes 161 amino acids. Lineage: Eukaryota; Fungi; Ascomycota; Leotiomycetes; Thelebolales; Thelebolaceae. The transcript is spliced from 3 exons.
UGCAAAUCCGCGUUUUGAGGUAAGUGAAGUCAACGACGAUACUUUGCACGACUUUUCGACAAUCGCGACAAUCCACCAAACGCAAAAAUGGCCACCGAAUUGACCGUCCAGUCCGAGCGCGCUUUCCAGAAGCAGCCGCAUAUCUUCCUUAACUCCAAGGUCAAGGCCAAGUCGGCGAGAGCUGGCAAGGGAGGACGCAGAUGGUAUAAGGAUGUUGGUCUUGGGUUCAGGACCCCAAAGACCGCCAUUGAGGGAACCUACAUUGACAAGAAGUGCCCAUUCGUCGGCCAAGUCUCCAUCCGUGGCCGUAUCCUCACCGGAACUGUCGUCUCCACCAAGAUGCACAGAACCCUCAUCAUCCGCCGCGAGUACCUCCACUUCGUCCCCAAGUACGCCCGUUACGAGAAGCGCCACAAGAACCUCGCUGCGCACGUUUCGCCAGCUUUCCGUGUUGAGGAGGGUGACCAGGUCACCGUCGGCCAAUGCCGCCCAUUGAGCAAGACUGUCCGAUUCAAUGUUCUCCGCGUUCUCCCAAGAACCGGCAAGGCCGUCAAGGCUUUCUCUAAAUUCUAAGCGACUCUUUUCCUCGGGGUUCAGGCUGCAUGGGAUUGGGAUGAUCGGAACAAGGAGAGUGUCAUCAUGGGUCUUUGUUAGACUGCGAUUAGCUACGAAUACUCAACAAUGAAACA